Trypanosoma theileri is the source of this 747-nucleotide messenger RNA. Its product is annotated as putative retrotransposon hot spot (RHS) protein. The record is from RefSeq and is a predicted model, not a curated record. NCBI's taxonomy places the organism in Eukaryota, Euglenozoa, Kinetoplastea, Trypanosomatida, Trypanosomatidae. Bases 1 to 747 code for a protein of 248 amino acids. The transcript has a single exon.
AUGGAAACGAGGAUGAUCAAAAGUGACCUCAUAACGAGAGUAUUGGCAUCUCGCUCAAAGUAUUCUCUCUGGAAGACGCUCAUCGUAUUACUCAUUGGAAUGUCGGUGAAUCUCCUCAUUCUGUAUUUCAUUCGCCGCUUUAACUCCAGAGAUAAGGGCGGGCGACACAGACACCGGCGUAGUAGUAAGGGCAGUUCCAGGUCGGAUCAUAAAAGACGGAAUGAUGGAAAGACAAAGUCUAAUGAUCCCAAUGUACUUCUUCUACUUGGUAUUCCAGGUAGUGGAAAGACAACAUGGAUGACGCAAUAUCUAGAACGGUGUGAUCAUUCCUACACUAUUGUAAGUGCAGAAGCACUUCGAAUAAAACUAACUGGUAAGCCAGACGACUUUUCACGGGAAGAAGAAGUACGUGAAAGUAUGAUAAAUGAUGUUGUAAAUCUUUUAAAAGAGAAGCAUAAUGUUGUUCUUGAUGAUAGCUUAAGUGCCAUGGAUGAAACAUUUCGCCGCCGCAUUGUGGAUGAGUCACCAACGUGUAAUCGAUAUGUGAAGAGUUUCCCUAUUAAAGCUAUCUUCGCACGUCCACGUCUGUUAAAAGAUAUAGCGGAAGGCAAAAUACAUUUGUGUCCAUCUAAAAUAGAGCUAGAAGAAAUGGAGAUUGCUUUUGACAAGGCGCAGGAACUAGUGAAGAAGGAAGGAUGGCAAGAACUUAUGGAAUCAACGUAUUCACACUCAAAACGUUCGAGAUAA